Molecule: messenger RNA, 725 nt
Organism: Ilex paraguariensis (yerba mate)
Lineage: Eukaryota; Viridiplantae; Streptophyta; Magnoliopsida; Aquifoliales; Aquifoliaceae
Source: the annotation of a GenBank genome assembly
UCUCUCUCUCACACACACACACUAGGUGAGAAUGAACUUUUACCUUCACUGCUCUAUAUGAAGCUCUUGCAGUGUUCAGGUAAUCACAGAACAGAGCAUGGCUUUUGUUGGUGGGCAUAAGAAAGGGUUUACUGCAAUUGGACUCAGAAACUCAGGGAAAACACUUCAAGUCCAACCUAGAACUACCCUUGCUUCUAUUGAAUCCUUGACCAUUCCUCUUGUCCAGGAAGUUGUUUUAUUAGCUGAUUUUCGAUGUUCAGGGUGUCAGAAGAGGGUUGCUGAAAUAAUGUCUAAAAUGAAUGGAGAGUCUGAUUCUGUGGAGGUGAGUGUGUUGGAGAAGAAGGUAACACUCACUUGUAAAUACCCUAAAGCUCUCGAAGUACCUUCACAACAAGUUGCUGCAAUAUACAGAAAUCCCCUCAACAAAUUCACCAUGUCCAUGAUCAUGCGGCUAUUUCGCUGUUCACGCACUUUAUUAGAAAUCAAAGCGAUCCCUCGUACGCUACCACAAAAGUGAUUGUAAUUACAACAUUAUUAUGCGAAUCAAAGUUGUUAUAUUGUAAGUAUAUCACCUCCUGUUGAUAAAUAAAUUUGUUAUUAGCUUCUGAAACAAAUUGUCCAUUAGACAAGGAGAAAGAGCAAAACUAUUGAUGUUAUGACCAGAUUUUAUCAUACUCUAGGCCACUGGAUAGUCUUGGGUACACAGUUUUUAUGGGUGCAGGAUU